Messenger RNA from Haliaeetus leucocephalus (bald eagle), 3834 nucleotides. It is a transcript of the gene ABLIM1, whose product is annotated as actin binding LIM protein 1. Gene Ontology annotation, cellular component: actin cytoskeleton; stress fiber. NCBI's taxonomy places the organism in Eukaryota, Metazoa, Chordata, Aves, Accipitriformes, Accipitridae. The record is from RefSeq and is a predicted model, not a curated record. The transcript is spliced from 21 exons. Gene Ontology annotation, molecular function: actin filament binding. Gene Ontology annotation, biological process: cytoskeleton organization; lamellipodium assembly; cilium assembly.
ACUUGGCACAAGGAGGCUUUUUCAUUAAGAACGGGGAAUAUCUUUGCACCUUGGAUUACCAGCGUAUGUAUGGUACCCGCUGCAAUGGUUGUGGGGAGUUCGUGGAAGGCGAAGUAGUGACAGCUCUCGGAAAAACUUACCAUCCAAGCUGCUUUGCCUGUACUGUUUGCAAGCGUCCAUUUCCACCAGGCGAUCGAGUUACCUUUAAUGGAAGGGACUGUCUCUGUCAGAUGUGUGCUCAGCCAAUGUCCUCCAGUCCAAAAGAAUUGUCUCCCUCAAGCAAUUGUGCUGGCUGUGGAAGAGACAUAAAAAAUGGACAAGCAUUGCUAGCUCUGGAUAAGCAGUGGCACCUUGGGUGCUUUAAGUGCAAGGCCUGCGGGAAGGUCCUAACUGGGGAAUACAUCAGCAAAGAUGGUGCUCCUUAUUGUGAAAAGGACUAUCAAGUUCUUUUUGGAGUCAAAUGUGAAGCAUGUCACCAGUUCAUUACUGGGAAAGUCCUAGAGGCAGGUGACAAGCAUUAUCAUCCAAGCUGUGCACGAUGCAGCAGGUGCAACCAAAUGUUCACGGAAGGAGAAGAAAUGUAUCUGCAAGGUUCCACUGUCUGGCAUCCCGACUGUAAGCAAUCCACUAAGACUGAAGAUAAGCUACGGGUAAGCUGAAUUCAGCAUUCCUCAUCUGAGUUCUUUUAUCCAAAGAGUCUGGUUCUGCGCAGGCCACGCUCUGCAGAGUUACUUUUUGUUUUUCAGCCUACAAGAACAUCAUCGGAAAGCAUUUAUUCCAGACCAGGUUCCAGUAUACCUGGCUCUCCAGGCCACACUAUCUAUGCAAAAGUAGACAAUGAAAUCCUUGAUUACAAGGAUUUAGCAGCCAUUCCCAAAGUCAAGGCCAUUUAUGACAUUGAACGUCCAGACCUAAUUACUUAUGAGCCAUUCUACACUUCUGCCUACGAGGACAGACAGGAGAGACAGAGUCUUGGAGAGUCUCCAAGGACAUUAUCACCUACCCCUUCUGCAGAAGGUUAUCAAGAUGUUCGGGAUCGCAUGAUUCACAGGUCUACUAGUCAGGGCUCCAUUAAUUCUCCAGUGUACAGUCGUCAUAGCUACACACCCACCAUGUCACGUUCCCCUCAGCAUUUCCACAGACCUGAUCAAGGUGUCAACAUUUACAGAAAACCACCCAUCUACAAACAACACGCUGCUUUGGCAGCACAGAGCAAGUCCUCCGAGGAUAUCAUCAAGUCCUCCAAGUUCCCAGCAGCUCAUGCACCCGCACCCAACGAGAUACCAAAGAUUGAGACGGACCACUGGCCAGGUCCUCCCUCCCUUGCGGCCAUAGGAGCUGACAUGAGACGCAGAUCAAGUGGAAGAGAGGAAGAUGAUGAGGAGCUACAGAGACGCCGGCAGCUGCAGGAGGAGCAGCUCAUGAAGCUCAACUCUGGUCUCGGACAACUGAUAUUGAAAGAAGAGAUGGAAAAGGAGAGUCGCGAUAGGUCAGCCCUUUCUGCCAGUCGUUACGAUUCUCCAGGUAAUACAUCACAUGCUUCAGCCUCCAAAACCUCUUCUCUCCCUGGCUAUGGAAAAAAUGGACUUCACAGGCCGGUGUCUACAGAUUUUGGUCAGUACAACAGCUAUGGGGAUGUGAGUGGUGGUGUUAGAGAUUUCCAGUCCCUUCCGGAUGGUCAUGUCCCUGGAAUGAGAAUGGACAGAGGAGUAUCUAUGCCUAACAUGUUGGAGCCAAAGAUUUUUCCAUAUGAAAUGCUCAUGGUGACCAACAGAGGGCGAAAUAAAAUACUAAAAGAUGUAGACAGAACCAGGCUUGAGCGUCACUUAGCACCUGAAGUUUUUCAAGAAAUAUUUGGCAUGACGAUACAGGAGUUCGACAAGUUACCUCUCUGGAGACGCAACGACAUGAAGAAAAAAGCAAAACUCUUUUAAUCUCCCUUUAAACAAACCAACAAAAAAUGAUAUUGUAUUAUACAGUCCAAACUAUUUGGAAGCAACUACUUAUCCACCAAAAAGGGAAAAUCACAUAAUGGCACCUCUGUACACAGCAAUUGAACAAGAUGAACAUUUGCCCUCCUGGAACAUAGGGAGAAAAUAUCUGGGCUCAGAAACAACAAUGAUAGUUUUCAGAGGUGUCGACCUGUUACAUGAUAUUAUACAAGAUAGGAAACUGUUCUGUUCUUCUCCCUCAAUGAUAUUCCCUUUACUUCUCUCCACAAUAUGAUGGACUUUAUUGCUAGAGCCAGGAAGUGCCCUUAGGAUGCCUUGUAGACUAAAGUAGUUGUAACCACUCCAAGAACUGGAAAAGAAUAUAUAUAUAUAUAAAAAUAUAUAUAUAUGUAUGUGUGUUUGCGUGUGUGCGCACAUGUAUUUAUAACUAUCCAUCUAUCUAUGUGUGUACGUGUAUGUAUGUGUAUAUAUGUGUAUAUAUAUGGAGAGGAAGAUAGAUGCUCUGUAGUGAAGGAGAAGCCCUUUGUAACUUAUCUACAUGGUCACAUUAGGUCUUUCAUGCAACUGUUUCUUAAUUGGCACUCUUUUGAAAUGGCAUCUUCUUCAUGUGAUACAAUCUGCAAAUGUGGGCACUCUGCUCACUUACAGUACAUACCAGUUGAAUUUCUGGAAAAUGGACUCCUUGUAUAUAUUUGCUAGAAUAUAGGAAGUGAAUUGCUGUGUGUUGUCAGUCUUCCCUCUUCCACACUUUCUGCUUGAAUUAAUAAGGCUGGAGCUUAACCAGUCCUUUGAAUAAUUUAAGAUCACUUAAGUAAUGGGAAUGGUGGAGAAGAGUCAGUUUUCUUGUAAUUCAGUCCAGGAGAUGGGUGGAUGGGGGUGGGCGUGACAGAGUGAGAAAAUGCUUAUUUAAGUGUGCCCUGGUUCGCACCCAGAGAUUUCGGGACAGACUCCCUGCUAGUAAUUACUAGUACAGCUCAUCAGACUGCAGUGGAGUCGUAGGAUUUUACAUCAGCAGGGAAGAUGGUUCUCUGCAAGCUAACACACAAAUUCAUCCCUCUUAGGGAGGAAUGUUUAUGAAUUAAAAGGUACCAUCAAGGUGCCAUGCUCUGCCAAUAGAGGCUUUUUGAUUAAAUUGCAGUUGCUGUUGUCAAUAUGGCACAGUGCAUGGGGCCAAGCACUCUUUUUAGUUAAUGUAGUUUUUCACUUGUGCUUGGAAUAGAGGGCACAGGCUUUCUUUUUUUUUUUUUCCCCUCUUUUGAAGUGUCAAAGCUCCAGCCUUGGUUAUUUUUAUUUCCCUUUGUGCCUGACUUGGUUUUUGAAGACAGAGUAAUCAUGCAAGACAGUUUCUGAGCUGCAUUGAACUCCUUAUUGCUUUCAGUCUUCUUCCAAUAUGCUGCAGCUUAAAAAAACUGCCUGUAUAUACCUUAACUGCUUCUGGGCAAGUCCUAUACAGAGGAGGACAUGAGCACCAAAGUAAUUGAAUUAAUUCAUUGCGGCUGCAAGGUCAGCUUUUUCUCUUCCUUGGUGCUUAACUGCCAAUGUAUACUGCACUAAUGAGCCUGUCUCCUGAUAUGGGAGAGGGUCAUUUAGGUUCUGUGUCUGUCAAAGAAUAUCAAGGUUUCAUUUUUAAUGCAGAAACUUUUGGCACUGGAGACAUCAGAACCUUUGUAUUUUCUGUUAUAUGAGACAUUGGUGUUAAAAUCUGGAAGUCAGGAAGGGGAAACAGUCCCGUGUAGUUGUGAGAUUCAGUACGACUGUGUUGAGCUCUCUAUAUCCCCAAAUGGCAUUUCACCAUGAAAUGUGCAGGACAGCCCAAAUCCUGCCUCUUCUUUGCUGGUUUAGGAAGUCCUGUUGCAACAGAUCACUGUGGUUCCUUUGAUAA